This is a messenger RNA of Exophiala xenobiotica, 2683 nucleotides long. RefSeq lists its product as uncharacterized. The transcript has 2 exons. The record is from RefSeq and is a predicted model, not a curated record. The coding region runs from base 1499 to 2293 and encodes 264 amino acids. NCBI's taxonomy places the organism in Eukaryota, Fungi, Ascomycota, Eurotiomycetes, Chaetothyriales, Herpotrichiellaceae.
CAAUCUUGAUCGAGGACACUGUGCUACAGUGCAUUGGGACCGCAUGGCUCAACGUCCUGUUUAUAUCAGUACCUCGUAGUCUCUUAUUCGCACUUCCAGCUCCUCCAUUACCAGACAGCAGCGGAUCAACUGUCGGCUCGAGUGCGCGGUAGUGUCAGUGCUCCGAUGUCGGCGAGCCCCCCUCAGGCCAUCAACUCGAAGAUUUUUCGAAGCCGUCGUCGCCGUCGAGCCGUAAGCUACCGUGGCCGAGAGCUGAAUUUUAGUGCUGCUGUAGUGGAAUCAGAAAGGACAGGAAUGACGAGAACGUUUCCUUCUCUGCGAUCCCAACUUCACACUGACCCAGAUGGUCGAUCGGAGUCAGCGUCUUGCUUCUAACAAUGUGCUUCAGUCAACUGUGACACAGGUUAUCCCGCCUCCUUGCAGCCAUCAGGAUGAUUAUGCAGUCUGUCAAGCUUACCAGAAGAUUCUCAUCAGAAUGGUGGUGCCAUCAGCAUUCAGAUACCGACAUCUGUCAGGCUUUGGACGGGUUCCACGCGCUUUGAGAUGGCGGUCAAAAGCUUCUCUGCACGUUAUCGACUGGAAACGUCCAUCUUCGCUGCAAUAGCUCUGGUCAGCCUUUGAGGCCGAGCUUGGGAUUCCAAGUCGGUGGUACUACUACCACCUAUGUUCAUAACGCAGAUUCUCCACACACUGUUUACUCGUCGUCUCUUACUCAUCUGUCACAUUCUGGAUCGGAGGUCUCUAUGUAUGAGUUCUCUCCAGAUCUCGGUAUACCGCCUCAGCUCUGGAGAAGCCGGGACAGUACUUCUAGCAGCAUGAAUCCUUGUCCGGAAGCACCAUUUAAACCUUCAGACAACUUCGCUGCGCAUCCUUUUCUUCUCCGCUUACCGUUAUCGCUGAAACGAUGCUACACUGCUACAGACCCUACGUGGUGGCCCAGCAUUGUACUGGGUCGUCACACUUUCAUCCGCAAGAUGUUACCUGCUCUUCGGAGAUGACUCAGGGAAGCCCUCGUUUGUCGUCGGCAAUACUGGAACGUCACGCCUAACACACCUAGGGUGUCCCAGGAGCCCUUGUCGUGCGAGCUAGCUUCUUCAAGGCCAUGAUUGAACAAUUGUGGUUGGCUUGACAAGGCGUGGAGCCAUCUAUCACUCUAAUCUACGUCUUGGAGAUAACUUAAGAACAGUACUCCGUAUGUUGUUGAUAUCUCAUCGCUUGUACAUCAUGCACCGGGUUUUCAUCAUCGAACGGAAUGGCAUGAAAUUGUAGCCGGAAACGUUCCGCUCGGUGUAGGCCCGCAUGAACCCCCCCAAACAUCCACAAUCGGGUAAUUCACACAAUGAUCGUGUAUGCCGUCUCCAACUGCAUGGGCACAAUAAGAGUCAAAUAGAAUAUCGCUCGCACUCCAGACUGACUGUCCUCACUCCCGUCGCUCUUCGAACUUUUAGCACACCAACAACAACCAUCACUAAACCCCUCUCAAGUCUUUAUCAAAGCCAUGACAGCCAAAGUCGCGCUCGUGACGGCCUCGAGCGCCGGGCUCGGUGCAGCCACCGUCAAAGCCCUAGCCCCCUACUUCCGCGUCGUGGUCAACUACAACUCACGCUCGGAAAAGGCACAGGAAGUGAUCAGCCAGGCGUCCGCCAUCACCCCGACAUACACGUUGUCAUCCACCGAUGGCAAACAGCAGCCGCGCUUCCACGCCAUCAAGGCCGACAUCUCGCAGCGCGCCGAGAUCCAGCGCCUGGUGUCCGAGACCGUCGACGUCAUGGGCCGGUUGGACGUCGUGAUCAGCAACGCCGGCUGGACGCGGCUGACCAACUUCUUCGACAUUGAGCAGCAGGUCAACGAGGACGACUGGGACAAGUGCUUCAACCUCAACGUCAAGGCGCACCUGUGGUUGUUGUACGCGGCCAAAGACCAUCUCGAGAAGGCCGCCGACGAAGAGGGCGGCAUUGGCGGCGCCUUUGUGACCGUGGCCAGUCUGGCCGGCGUCAGGCCAAGUGGAAGUUCGUUGCCCUACAGCGUGACCAAAGCGGCCGAGAUCCACUUGACCAAAGGACUGGCCGUGAUCUGCGGGAGGAAGAUCAGGUGUAACAGUGUGAGCCCGGGCUUGAUGAUGACCGAGUGGGGCAACAAAUUCCCAGAGGCCAAGGUCAAAGCGACGACGGAAAAAUCAGCACUCAAGUCAACAGCGUCGCCAGAGGACGUUGCAGAUCAAAUCAGGACCCUGGUAUUGAGCAAGUCCAUUACAGGACAGAACAUCGUUAUGGACUGUGGUAUUGCGAUAUAGAAACCAAAAGGGUUCUGAAAACACACACCAUCUCAUCACCCUUUCGUCCCCUGCUCAAUUCACUCAAUCCGAGUAUCUAAGCUCGUCAUUGUCCCUGUGAAUGGCUGCAUACUCUUCAAGCUCCUGCUCAGUUCUCGUCGAUGCGAGUUCCUCAAUCCCCAUCGCCCUCCAACCGGUCUCAGGGCCGAGAAGCAUCGAAUUCAUGUUCAGUGGUUCCCUGAUACCACCCCAGCGACCGGUCUCAGUAUCGAGCCGCAGCAGGUCCGUGUUGACCGUUUCCUCACGGCCUGCCAGUAAGUCUUCAAUCUUAUUCUUCUCGGCCCGUAAUUGUCGCAAUAGAAAGAGAUGUUCUUCCAGUUUCUCUCGAUGUUGCAUCAGUAAGCUUCUAAG